This is a messenger RNA of Lytechinus pictus (painted urchin), 5026 nucleotides long. Its product is annotated as neprilysin-1-like. Gene Ontology annotation, molecular function: metalloendopeptidase activity. Lineage: Eukaryota; Metazoa; Echinodermata; Echinoidea; Temnopleuroida; Toxopneustidae. The coding region runs from base 1 to 1860 and encodes 619 amino acids. Gene Ontology annotation, cellular component: plasma membrane. The record is from RefSeq and is a predicted model, not a curated record. Gene Ontology annotation, biological process: protein processing. The transcript is spliced from 18 exons.
AUGUCUAGUAUAUUGGAAGAACCCUCUGUAGCAACAGAAAACGAAGCAGAGUCUAAAGUAAAACAUUUAUAUGAAGCCUGCAUAGACGAAGCUGCUGUUAUCAGGAGGGACGUGGAGCCGCUCAUACAGUUUGUUGAUGAUCUUGGAGGAUGGCCAAUUGUCAGUGACACUUUCGACGAGGAAAACUGGAUUCUUGAAGAAGUUCUUGCCCGAAUUCGGCAAUUCCACAACACAAAUUACCUGUUUAAACAUCAAUUAAUGAAGGAUGUCACAGAGUCGAGCCAGACGCUAAUUUUCCUAGAUCAGCCUGAUCUUGGAAUGAAAUCAAGGGAAGACUUCCUCAGAGAUAAAUCUGAUAGGCCGGUGACUGCCUACAUAGCCUACAUGAUAUCAAUCGUGAAGGAACUAAGACCGAAGCUGAAUGACUCCUACAUCGCACAAGAGAUGAAUGCAGCUUACGACUUCGAGAGAGAAAUUGCCAAUGCCUCGUUACCAAAAGCACAGAGAAGGAAUUACCUGGAGAUAUACAACAAAACAACGAUACAGAACCUAGGGCGAAUGGCUCCGCAAAUCAAUUGGUUUAGGUAUCUCUCCUUAGUAUUCAACGACGGUACUCUCACCGAGUCAGAACAGUUCAACACAUUAAAUCUGCCUUAUCUAAUACAGAUCGCCGAUGUAGUUUCAAGAACUCCGAAAAGGGUGGUGGCAAACUUCUUAAUGUGGAGGGUAACCAUGAGAAGCAUGGAUUAUUUAUGCCCAAGGUUACUCUAUCAUCGGCUGGAGUACCGGAAAGUGGUGGACGGCGACAGGGCUGCUGAACCUCGGUGGAAGACCUGUGUUAAACGCUGUAAAGGACUGAUGAGUAGCGCGGUCGGGGCCAUGUUCAUCCGGAGACACUUUGAUGAACAAAGCAAGAUAGAGGCCAAGAUGAUGGUUCACGACAUCCGGGGAGUUUUAUUAGAUACUUUAGAAGACACUGAUUGGAUGGAUGACGACACCAAACAAGAAGCUGUUGCAAAGGCAACCGCAACCUACGAUCUUAUUGGAUAUGAUGAAACCCUUAAAAACAACGAAUCCGUGAAUAAAGAAUUUAAAGAUGUGAACAUUACCAGACACAAUCACUUUGAGAAUAUUGUGGAGCUAUGGAAAAAUGGAGCCAGACAAAUGGUGGCCCAACGUAAAACAAAAUUUGAUGGACGAGAAGAUUUGGAGUCACCGGUAACGGUUAACGCGUACUACCUAAAUAACUACAAUAGAAUGUAUUUUCCUGCUGGAAUAUUACAACCUCCAUUCUACUUUAGACACAAUUUGAAAGCUAUGAAUUAUGGUGGUAUCGGUAUGGUGAUCGGACAUGAAAUGACACAUGGUUUUGAUAAUACAGGUCGAUUAUUUGACAGGGAAGGUACCUUACGUACUUGGUUCUCAUCUGGAUCGAUUGAAGCAUUUAAUGAAAAGAAACAGUGUUUGAUCGACCAAUACUCAAACUUCAGCACGGAAGUCGAUGGCAAGAGGAUACAUCUUGAUGGCUCAUUGACGCAGGGUGAGAUCAUCGCUGAUAAUGGAGGUCUAAAACAAUCCUACGAGGCAUACAGGAGAUGGGUGGGAAGACGAGGAGAGGAAGAGCCCCAAUUACCUGGACUAGGUCUUACCAACGAUCAGCUCUUCUUUCUCAACUUCGGUCAGAUCUGGUGUAGCUUGUACAGGCCAGAGGCACUCAAACAAAUCCUUGCAUCUAGCAUCCAUCCACCUCAGUAUUUUAGGGUACGAGGAGCAAUCACCAACUCUCCGUCAUUUGCCGAGGCAUACAAAUGCCCCGUCGGCUCUCCCAUGAAUCCCAAAAAGAAAUGUUCCAUGUGGUGAAGAAUAACAACUUUACACCGUCAAGUAUAUCUACUAUCGUUUCGUCCGGACUAUCAGACGUGCCAAAACAAAAAUAACACAUUGGGUGAUUUCAAGUUAAGUGUUGACCUUUUGGUCUUGGUGUUAGGUCAGUUUUUACACAAUUAUAACACCAAACACAAAAUGAAGAUGGUCCCGAAAAGUCACUCCCUAGUUGUUGAGAUGUCAAUAAUGUGAUCUGGAUCAGUUUCACAAACUCCGAAUAAGUUUUGGAGAUUGGAGAAGCAAUCCAGAUUUCAACACCAACACCAAGGCCAACGCCGGACUUGAAAUCAUCCAUUUUGUGUUGGCGACGAUUUUGGAGAAUUCCAAAAUAGUAUACCAUUAUGAUGCAACGUAAACGAAUUUAGUGGUUUGAGCAUUGGCUCAGGAGCAUCGUACGAACAUUCUAGUAACUCAUCCUAAUUAUGUUCUUUAUUCCUAUCAGUGUCGGUAAAGGGGUUUUCACAAUAGCUCGUACGAUCAUUUGCGAUCAUUUGGUCACAAUAUAUGUUGCACAGAAUCGCAACGGUUAUAAGCAGCCGCACCACCAAUUGUGAAAGGGGCUAAAAGAAGCAUUUCAAUAUUUCAUUGUCAUUAAACAUGAUGGUGUUUCGGAGAGAUUUUCGUGCGUUUAGUAUGAUUUUUACGCGCGACCGGUGACUAUUAAAUCAUUUUGACGCUCAUCAGAAUAAGUUGUUUAAUGCGUAAAUGGUAAAGUUUCAAUCUUCAUUGUCGUUAACGUCGCAGAAACAUCGGCCGUCGAGAGUCUUUUUAAUACAAAGUACAUGUAACAAACAAGCACUAUGCUAAAAUAUAUUAAACAUCACAAUUUGAUAAAGUAGAUAAAGUAGAUGUAAGGCAUUAUAUAAACGAGUAAAAUUAAUGUAUUAUAAAUAAAAAAAUAAAUAACGUCUGUUGGCAAAUUGAAAAACAACACCUGCAAUAUCUUUACAUGUUUUAGCCUGGUGUCAUAGUUGUUCCUGAUUUCAUUUUUUGUUUAAAUGUUGUCCAAAAUUCAUUGUCGCGUUGGUUGACUUCUUGUCUAAGUGCAGACCUUGCGAUAGCAUUAUAGCUUACAUUAGCUAUGUCAUACCGUACUCUCUUAUGAAAAGCUUAAAUCCUAGUUGAUAUACCAUGAUAAAAAGAUGCGUGCCAUAGUUAUUAAUAACGAACUAUAAGAUAUCUAUUAGAUUGAACGAGGUGAGAGCCGGACAUUGUAUAUCAUCUACAGUAUCUUAAUUGAUGGAGAUCUUGGAAUCUGUAUAGACAUGAUUAUACGUUUCGGGUUGUUCAUAGAAACUGUUACUGUAUUUAACUGAUUGGAAUACUUUUUAUAUAUCGUGUACCACACGUAGGCCUAUUAUAAUAUUCCAUUCUAUUGAUUAAUUUAUAGUGCAUUUAAUAUAUGUCUGUUCGAUCUAAGCCAUGGCGUAAUUUUUUUUCGAAAAAAAAUCAUAAGCUCGAGACAAUGGGUACGUAGCAGGAAUAUUUAAAUGUGGUCGACUGCGAUUCUUUAUGAGUGGUAGCGCCACAAAAACUAGAGGGCGCAAUAAUCUGUGGCCAAGAAUAAGAAAGAAAAAAAGGUCACUCGGCCUAAACUGCUCUAGAAUGACAGAUGUUCUCUUUAGAUCUUACAAGCAAAACAAAGUUUGAGUCAUGGUAGAAUUCCUCCAAUAAUCUGUUAAGUAUCUCAUCCUCAUACAACAUGUACGAGGGAAUGAAUAUUUUUAUUGCAGAUGUAUGAACAAAAAAACUACUGCAGAUUUCAAUCAAAAGGAAAUGUAAUGUUAUUACGUCAUACGCUAGUACAUGGAGGAAGUUAUCUUUGUAUUGUCCAUAUGAAUACAAAUCUUUAUUUAUAUUUAGUUUGUAUUCUUAUUUACAGCGUUUAGGUCUACUGGUAAAGUAAUCAUUAGCCAAUUUCACACUCACACCUCCCUAGCUAUGUGUGAUAUUUAACCGGUCAGAAUUUUGUCCAGAAAAGUGUAUAUUUAUGCAUUAAACCUUGCCUUGGGGGUACUUAAGGCUGGAAAUUGUGUGGUUUAGACAUAAAUAUAGAGCAAAACCGGAUUAACAAAACAGUGGAAGUUUCAUCAAAAUUAGACGAAAAGUAAAUUAUUUCAUUUCAAAGUUAUACGUUAUUGCCGUGAAACAGUUUUUAUAUAUAACAUUUAAUAACUUCAAUAUUUCUUAUCAGAUAUGUAUUGACUUUUAAACGUUUUGCUUAUAACUUUGUAGUCUUACAGUCAAAAGGGCCUUGACUGGCGUUGGCAGUUUCAAACAAUUACUCUCUAAAUUCCGUACAUUGAAAGUCAAUCUAAUAGAUUAUGGUCAGGGACAAAGCCAAAAUUGGAUCGAAAGUUUCAAUCAAAUAAGAAUGAAUGCUAAAUGUAUUAGAUUGAAAAAUUAAAUCCGACUUUAAAAUGGUCGCUGAUGGCAAUCAAUGUCAAUCUAAGGAAUUUAGAGAUUACAAUUAAAUUGUAUAUAUAAAUGUGCAUGUUGUAUGAAACUUAUUACACACGCUUGUUUCUGAAACAAAGAUUAUUAAUGUAUAUUUCAUAUCAUGUUAUUAUAUAUGGCUGUAUGAUAAAAGCACUAAAUUGUAUAAAUGAUAUCAUCUUAAAUAAUUUUGUUCAAAUAUCUCAAACGCACAGGGAUCGUGGCCCGGUUUAAUCAAACUUGUUAUAUCAAAUACGUUAUAAGAUGCUGUAAAUUGACGAAAUUCAAGAUUUCCAUUGUUUGUUUCAUUAGAUUGAUCAUCAGCAUCGAUAAUUGAGGACAAGUUUUAUGAAACCGGGUCCAUGUUCCUAUGUUUGUAUAUAUUUAUAUUACGUUCAUGUUUAAAAAUAUGAAUCACUUUUUAAGUAUUGAUUAUGUGUGUUUACAUGUUGCAUCUUAAAACUUGUCAUGUAUGUCAUCAUGAUGAAAUGUGUACAUAAAUGUCUAGUACGUAUUUGGUAUAGCGAUCUUUGUAUUAUCUGUGAGAAUUUUGUACUUUGUCAUAUGCAUUUGAAUUAUAUAUACCAAGCGCGUUUUAAUAAAUAGCAUGAUGUAUUUUGCCAAUUGUAUAUUGCGUUCCUAGCAGGGUGUAUAAUUUAAGUGUAGUUUUGCAAACUGAAAUAAAAUUAUUUAAUACCAGUAUCGA